AUGGCGGGCUAUGACACUUGUUUCGAAGUAAGCCCACAAUGUCCUGUUGAACUCACGACAUACGGUUACUACCCCAAUCUCGGCGGAAACAUCUUCUUCACGGUCGUUUUUGGCCUACUCGGAAUAUGCCAAACCGGUCUCAGCAUCUACUACCGAACAUGGACAUUCUUGAUAGCUCUGCUCAUUGGAACAUUUAUGGAAAUGGCUGGGUACAUUGGCAGGGUUCAAAUGCAUUAUAAUCCAUGGUCGGCACCUGCAUUCAAACUCCAGAUCGUGUGUCUGGUGCUCGCGCCGACCUUCGUCGCAGCGGGUGUCUACCUAACGCUGAAGCAUAUCAUUCUGACCUUGGGACCUGAACACUCGAUCUUGAAGCCGCGCCUUUUCACCUGGAUCUUCAUCGGAUGCGAUAUUGGCUCUCUUCUUUUACAAGCUGCAGGAGGUGGUGUCGCCGCAGCUGCUGGUAACGAUGACUUCCAAAUGCUCAAGGCAGGCGACAACAUUAUCAUCGCUGGUAUCGCCUUCCAGGUCGGGACCAUGGUUGUAUGUGGAUUCUUUGCUACUGUCUUCUUCUGGAGGGUCUUCAAACACGGUGAUGGGUUUGCGGGCGAGAAGAACCUCGAUGCACCGAUUAUUUCCAAGUGGCUGCCGUUCGUCGUGGGCGCCGAGGUCUUUGCCUAUGUCACAGUCUUGAUUCGGUGCAUUUAUCGUAUCCCGGAGAUGGCUGGUGGCUGGGGAAACCCGCUGAUGCAGAAGGAGAAUGAGUUCCUUCUCUUGGACGGAAUGAUGAUUACUCUCGCCUGUCUGGCCUUCACCGUCUUCCAUCCUGGAAAGUUCCUCCCAUCAUUGCGCUUCACGUCCAAGACCCGCACAUAA
Messenger RNA from Penicillium roqueforti, 873 nucleotides. RefSeq names its product RTA1 domain-containing protein. Lineage: Eukaryota; Fungi; Ascomycota; Eurotiomycetes; Eurotiales; Aspergillaceae. Gene Ontology annotation, cellular component: plasma membrane; fungal-type vacuole. Bases 1 to 873 code for a protein of 290 amino acids. The transcript has 3 exons. The record is from RefSeq and is a predicted model, not a curated record.